CAGGGACCGAAGUCAGUGACCAGCUCAGCCCUUCGGAGAUACACCAGGGGAGCGGGGAAAAGGAGACUGAAAAAUACAAGGCAGAGAAACAUCAUGAUGAAGCUUCAAGUCGUCUGCGUGAUUCUCAUCCUCGUCAUCACUGCUAAAAACUCCUGCUGCUUCCAGGGCCAGACAGCAAAUGCUGCUGGUUUGUUAACGCAACAAAUGGAAACCAAAGAAGAAACUCAGGGUCUGCAGGCCCUGCUCCAGAGAGCCAAGCGCCACAACAGCCACUUCCCCAUCUGCACCUACUGCUGCAAGUGCUGCCGCAACCAGGGCUGUGGCUUCUGCUGCCGCACCUGACCAGCCGGCCGCGGCCGGACCACGGCAGCGCUCGGGGGCGCCGUCACCUCCAGCCACGCCCAGCCCGGCUCCCCCCGCUGCCCCCGGCACUGCUGCCUCUCCCCUCUGCCCCACCCCGCCUUAUUUAUUGCUCCGUUUGCUUCGGUGUCUCUUUGUUAUUGGACAUUAAACGUGGUUUUUAAAGUCA
Messenger RNA from Malaclemys terrapin pileata, 529 nucleotides. It is a transcript of the gene HAMP, whose product is annotated as hepcidin antimicrobial peptide. The coding region runs from base 94 to 342 and encodes 82 amino acids. The record is from RefSeq and is a predicted model, not a curated record. Gene Ontology annotation, biological process: intracellular iron ion homeostasis. NCBI's taxonomy places the organism in Eukaryota, Metazoa, Chordata, Testudines, Emydidae. Gene Ontology annotation, cellular component: extracellular region. The transcript has 3 exons.